AUGGAAGCGAUACUAGUAGAUUGCGUGCAGAGGAGUCUCCGGCAUUUUAUGCACACCAACGCCAUCUUCCUCUGCCAUCGUCUCUGCGCUGAGUUCCCCACAGAGAAAAAUCUCCAAUUGUUGGCUGGUUGUUACUUGCAGAAUAAUCAACCUUAUUCUGCAUAUCACAUAUUAAAGGGAGCGCAAAUCGCUCAAUCCCGGUACUUGUUUGCAAUAUCAUGCUUUCAAAUGGAUCUUCUUAGUGAAGCUGAAGCAGCAUUAUGUCCUGCUAAUGAGCCCAGUGUGGAGGUUCCAAACGGGGCAGCUGGUCAUCAUCUAUACACUGACAGAAGGAAAAGUGCUAUACAUCAUUUUAAGCAGGCACUAUCAAUGGAUCCUCUAAUGUGGGCUGCAUAUGAGGAGUUGUGCGUAUUAGGUGCUGCUGAAGAUGCAACUGUAGUUUUUGGUGAAUCAGCUGCUCUUUGUAUACAAAAACAAUACCUACACUGCUCAAUCACUUCUAAGUUGCAGUCAUCAGCUGAGGAUUGUAAUGUAUUUGACACCAGACACACUGUCUCAGAAGAAACAAGUCCUAGGCAACUGAAACUUAUGCAGGGCCUGAAGGAUAUUCCUGGAAAUCAUCAUGGAGCAUCUAUUUUAGGAGGAACUUCUCAACCAAUUAAUAGUGGUCUGUCUAACAUAUCAUUUUAUAAUACCCCAUCUCCAAUGGCAACACAGUUGUCAGGUGUUGUUCCACCCCCUUUGUGUAGAAAUGUGCAGCCCAAUGGCCAAAAUCUGAGCUCACUUAACACUGACAGUUCUCCUAAGUCAACUGUGAACUCUACCAUUCAAGCCCCUCGGAGAAAGUUUGUGGAUGAAGGAAAAUUACGUAAGAUUUCUGGAAGAUUGUUCUCUGAUUCUGGUCCUCGACGUAGUUCAAGACUAUCCAGUGAUGCAAGUUUAAAUGCAAAUGCAAAUGUUGUAUCUGGAAAUGGAACUAGUAACUCUUCUAAGUAUCUUGGAGGGUCAAAGCUUAGCACCAUGGCGUUUCGUUCCAUGACGGUUCGUAAAGGGCAGUCAUGGGCCAAUGAAAAUGCUGAUGAAGGGAUUCGUAAUGAUGUUGUAGAUGAUUCUCGUUUAAAUGUUACAUCAACAACUUCUAGUUCUACUCCUACCAUGGAUGCUAAAUCUUAUGAACAAGAAACAGCAAAUUUUCCAAUUGGUGGACAAACAGUGAGUGGUUCAAAAGUCAUCUCUGGUGCUUCAGAAAUACUGACCCUUCUAAGAAUUUUUGGCGAAGGCUGUAGACUUACCUAUCUGUACAGUUGUCAGGUUGGAAAAGUGUACUUUGAAUUGGUUGAUUACUUAGAAGCUGAUCAUACCUUUGGCCUUGCCCGUCAGAUUAUGCCUUAUUGUUUGGAAGGAAUGGAUGUAUAUUCAACAGUUCUUUAUCACCUAAAGGAGGAUAUGAAGUUGAGUUAUUUGGCUCAGGAACUGAUAUCAACUGAUCGUUUAGCUCCUCAGUCUUGGUGUGCAAUGGGUAAUUGCUACAGCCUGCAAAAGGAUCAUGAAACUGCACUAAAGAAUUUUCGGCGAGCUGUUCAACUGAAUCCCAGAUUUUCAUAUGCACACACCCUUUGUGGACACGAGUAUGUUGCACUAGAAGAUUUUGAGAAUGGAAUCAAAUGCUACCAGAGUGCGCUCAGGGUUGAUGCAAGGCAUUAUAAUGCUUGGUAUGGACUCGGAAUGGUAUAUCUACGCCAAGAAAAAUUUGAGUUCUCUGAACAUCAUUUUCGAAUGGCUUUCCAAAUCAAUCAACGUUCAUCCGUAAUAAUGUCAUACCUUGGCACCGCUUUACAUGCUUUGAAGAGAAGCGAGGAAGCACUGAUGGUAAUGGAGAAGGCUAUUUUAGCGGAUAAAAAGAAUCCCCUUCCAAUGUAUCAGAAGGCCAAUAUACUCGUGAGCUUGGAAAAGUUUGAGGAGGCACUGGAAGUCCUAGAGGAGCUUAAAGAGUAUGCCCCCCGUGAAAGUAGUGUCUAUGCUUUGAUGGGCAGGAUCUAUAAAAGGCGUAACAUGCACGAGAGAGCGAUGUUCCAUUACGGUAUUUCGUUGGACUUGAAACCAUCUGCAACAGAUGCUGCUUCUAUCAAGGCUGCCAUCGAGAAAUUGCAUGUACCAGAUGAGAUGGAAGACAACUUGUAG
Messenger RNA from Sphenostylis stenocarpa, 2181 nucleotides. NCBI's taxonomy places the organism in Eukaryota, Viridiplantae, Streptophyta, Magnoliopsida, Fabales, Fabaceae. The record is from the annotation of a GenBank genome assembly.